Lasiodiplodia theobromae is the source of this 1476-nucleotide messenger RNA. RefSeq names its product Microtubule associated protein. NCBI's taxonomy places the organism in Eukaryota, Fungi, Ascomycota, Dothideomycetes, Botryosphaeriales, Botryosphaeriaceae. Gene Ontology annotation, molecular function: protein binding. Gene Ontology annotation, cellular component: preribosome, large subunit precursor. The record is from RefSeq and is a predicted model, not a curated record. The transcript has 2 exons. Gene Ontology annotation, biological process: ribosome biogenesis. The coding region runs from base 1 to 1476 and encodes 491 amino acids.
AUGGCGAACGAGCCGGCCCAGGUGCGCAUCCAGCUCACGACGCGCCACCCGGACAUCGCUAUCCCCCAGAAUCCCGGCGAGCUUCUAGUCUCGACUUCCCUCCGCCGCUAUGCCCUGUCGACCCUCGUCAACGAUUUACUCGAGACCCCGCGGCCGGUUCCCUUCGAGUUCCUCAUCAACGGUCAAUUCUUGCGCGCCUCGAUAGACGACUUCUUGACCGCGAACGGCAUCUCCGCCGAGACCACCCUCACCGUCGAGUACGUGCGCGCUCUGGUCCCGCCGGUGCAUGUCGCCUCCUUCGAGCAUGACGACUGGGUCUCCGACGUGGACGUUCUGUCGGCGCAAUCGCAAGCGGCGCAGUGGAGCAAGCAGACCGUGGCUACCGGCCAGGAGAGAGUACUGUCGGCGUGUUACGACGGCCUGCUGCGCGUCUGGGAUCCUUCAGCUUCGGAAGUUUUGGCGACUUCGCCGGCAACGGGCGGCCACACCUCCUAUGUUACCUCUGCGAAGUUCCUAUCCCCGACGAGCAUCGUCUCAGCCGGCGCGGACCGGACGCUGCGUGUCUGGAAAUACAGCGAGGGCCAAGGCGACUCCCUGAGCUCUUCGUCUUUCACUCCGACUCUGGAGCUGUACGGUCACAAGGCUAGCGUGGACAGCGUUGCCGUUCACACGCCCUCUUCCCGCAUCCUCUCCGCUUCCGCUGACGGCAGCGUUGGCGUCUGGAGCACAACGCCCGCCGGUGCACCUGCUGCCCCUGCGAAUCUGUUGCCCAGCGCCUCCACUCAUUCCAACAAACGUCGAAAGACGACUUCGAAAGACUCGCAACAGGCCUCCGGUAAACCUGCCGCUCAACGUGGUCCUCUUCAAAUGCUCCAUGGGCACACCGCUCCCGUCUCUGCCGCCAUCUUUGCACCCACCGAUCCGACCGUCGCCUACUCAACUUCUUGGGACCACACCCUACGCACCUGGGAUAUACCCACCGGAACAUGCGUCGACACCCGCACUACCGCACAAUCUCUGCUCAGCCUGUGCGCUCUUCCGGAACUGCGCUUGCUGGCCGCUGGCACCAGCGCGCGCCACAUCACUCUCUUUGAUCCGCGCGUCGAUGCCCGUUCCGUCGCUGCACUGACUCUCCGUGGCCAUUCUAAUGCCGUUGUUGCGCUGGGACCGCGACCUGGGGAUUCAUACGGACUGGUGAGCGGUAGUCAUGACGGAACGUGCAGGAUAUGGGACGUCAGAAGUGUGAAUGCGGGUGUCAAGACUGAUGGCGAUGCUGGCGGCGGUCAGAUUGGCGAGCCGGUGUACCGGAUCACACGAGAGAGCGUUGAAGGAGACAGCGAGAGAAGAGUAGGCGGUGAUGGCGUCAAGGUGUUUGGCGUUGCCUGGGAUCAGGAAGUAGGUAUCGUGAGUGGCGGCGAAGAUAAGAGAGUGCAAAUAAACCGUGGGGAGGAUAUUUCCGGCCAUGAAAAGGUGUAA